This is a messenger RNA of Aphis gossypii (cotton aphid), 387 nucleotides long. RefSeq names its product protein GVQW3-like. The coding region runs from base 1 to 387 and encodes 128 amino acids. The record is from RefSeq and is a predicted model, not a curated record. NCBI's taxonomy places the organism in Eukaryota, Metazoa, Arthropoda, Insecta, Hemiptera, Aphididae. The transcript has a single exon.
AUGUCCGAAAUUAACGAACGUGUGUGCAUCAAAUUUUGCUUGAAACUUGGUAAAAACGCAUCUGAAACGUACACAAUGAUUAAAACUGCUUUUGGAGACGAUUCUUUAAGUCGCUCUGUUACUUUCGAAUGGUUUAUACGUUUCAAGGAUAGUCGACAGUCAAUUAAAGAUGAUCCACGUUCUGGAAGACCGUCGACAUCUAGAAACGAUGAUGUGGCGAACAUUUACGAAAAAGUGCGAAAUGACCGUAGAUUAACUGUUCGCGAGUUAGCAAAUGAAGCAGGAAUUUCAAUUGGAUCUUGUCAUGAAAUUUUAACGGAAAAAUUACAGAUGAGAAGGGUAGCUGCUAAAUUCGUUCCGCGGAUGUUGACAUCGGAACAAAAUUAA